GCUGACUGCCUGUUUGUAGUUGAUCAUUCUAGUAGCAGACGGCACGUGGUUGCUGCGAGCUGUGCAAUCGUGAUAAAGUGCCGGACAGUGCGACAAUGUUUUGACUGGCGGUGUUGCUUUCUGCCUGUUGUCACCGAGCUUCCACAUUAUUUGUUCCACACGCUCAUGAACUAUGGUCCCACUUGGGUCUCUUCGAAAGGCUAGCGCUGCUUUUACUCGCCUCUGUCACUGCAAAGAUAUUGUCAGAGCUUGUUCAAGCGAUGGUGGUGGUAAGAAAUCCAAGUUCGUAGUAGAGGAGGAUCCUCCUGAACGCAGAGCAUUUAAAAUUUUGCGGGAUGAGUUCAGAGGUUAUUUGAAACCGAAGAGCUCUGAAGUACAAGAGCCGCUUUUCCCCAAGGAAGUGGAUAUUCUCGUUGUUGGUGGAGGCAUCAUGGGAUCAUCUAUUGCCUACUGGCUCAAGCAGAGAGCGCCCGAGAGUUUCACCCUGGGCGUGCUAGAGCGUGAUUUGACGUAUGCCCGAUCGUCAACAGUGCUGUCGAUUGGAGGAAUAAGGCAGCAGUUUUCGUUGCCAGAAAACGUCCAGCUCUCCAUGUUCAGCGCCGAGUUUCUUAGAAACGUCAAGCAGAACCUUAGUGUUUUGGAUUUCGACCCACCUGAUAUACAGUUUCAGCCACACGGCUACCUGUUUCUUGCCUCCGAGAAAGGAGCGGACCAAAUGGUGAAAAACCUAGGAAUGCAAGAGGAACUGGGUGCCAAGAUUGAGCUGCUGAGGCCUGAUGAACUCCGGAAACAGUUUCCAUGGAUAAAUACUGAUGGUAUCGCACUAGCAUCACAUGGUCUAGAGAAUGAAGGCUGGUUUGAUCCAUAUGCUCUUCUCACUGCCUUGCGACGAAAAUCAGUCUCUCUUGGAGCACGGUAUCUUAAUGCGGAACUUGUAGAUUUUGAGUUUCAAAGUAUCAAUCCACAACGAGGACCUGGAAUAUCGUAUGAACCUGUAAACCAUGCUGUGGUGAGGACACCAGAUGGAGUGAUACGCAGGAUUACCUUUGCCAUUUUGGUGGUGGCGGCCGGUCCACACUCUGGCGAAGUUGCCAAGUUGUUGCGUGUUGGUACUGGACAGGGACUCUUGGAGGUCCCUCUGCCAGUUGAACCCAGGAAGCGCUAUGUGUACGUUGUGCAGUGCCCAGAUGGUCCUGGGCUCAACUUUCCACUGGUGGUAUCACCUGAUGGAGUGUACUGUCGCCGCGAGGGCCUUGGGGGCCACUAUGUUUGUGGCAAGUCACCUGCUCCUGAUGAAGAACCAGAUGUUGGGGACCUGGACGUGGAUUAUUCAUUCUUUGACAAGGCAAUAUGGCCAACACUUGCUCAAAGAAUUCCAGCUUUCAAGUCCCUGAAGGUGAAAAGUGCCUGGGCUGGAUUCUACGACUACAACACAUUAGACCAGAAUGGUUGUGUGGGACGGCACCCUUGCUAUAGCAACGUUUACUUUGCAACUGGAUUCAGUGGCCAUGGCAUCCAGAUGGCACCUGGGGUUGGUAGGGCUAUCAUGGAGCUUAUAAUUGACGGAAAAUUUGUCAGCAUUGACUUAAAACGUUUUGGCUUGGAGAGAUUCAUAUAUCAAGAGCCAAUUAAAGAGGCCAUUAUUGUAUAGUGAAAGUGCUAGGCUCUUCAAAGGCUACACUCUAACGUAUUAUAUAUUAUGGAACUAGCACAGUAGAAGUGCUGUCUGUUCAUUUGAAAUUCCAUAUGAAAUAUUUGCCUGCUUUGGUAGUACAGUCACACAACCCAUGUUUUAUUUGUGUACUGCUAAAGACAUAUGUGAACACUGCGAAAAAGUUGCAUUAACUCUUAGAAAGUAGAAGCUCAAAAAUAAAGACAACCAUCCUGGCAUAUAUGCCAGUAGUUGACAUACAAAAUGUUCUUGAUCUCAAAGCUGGCGUGUCAUGUGUUAGGUUACGGUACUGAAGUGCUAUGCACCUAUUUUAAAUACAAGACAGAGGACUUUCCUGCAGCAGUAGAAGUAGUAUAGUCAAAUAGUUUACCCCACUCCUUUUAUAUUUCUGGGCUGCUGUAGGGGGUAAAGCCAAAUGUCAUGUACAUUGUACAGAGCUUUAAGGAAAUGCUUUGAACUUCAAAAAAUAAAGUGCGACACUUUUCA
Molecule: messenger RNA, 2158 nt
Organism: Rhipicephalus sanguineus (brown dog tick)
Lineage: Eukaryota; Metazoa; Arthropoda; Arachnida; Ixodida; Ixodidae
Product: FAD-dependent oxidoreductase domain-containing protein 1-like
Cellular component (GO): cytoplasm
Molecular function (GO): oxidoreductase activity
Source: RefSeq, a predicted model, not a curated record